Messenger RNA from Misgurnus anguillicaudatus (oriental weatherfish), 3780 nucleotides. RefSeq names its product NAD kinase 2, mitochondrial (gene nadk2). Gene Ontology annotation, biological process: NADP+ biosynthetic process; NAD+ metabolic process. Lineage: Eukaryota; Metazoa; Chordata; Actinopteri; Cypriniformes; Cobitidae. The record is from RefSeq and is a predicted model, not a curated record. Gene Ontology annotation, molecular function: NAD+ kinase activity. Gene Ontology annotation, cellular component: mitochondrion.
CAAAGCCACGCCCACCGAUAGCGAGUCAUCACUACGUACUUUAAAGAUGGCGGCGUGUGUGUGUGCGGAGUCUGAUGUGUUUAUUAGCAGCAAGUUUGUAAUUUGAAGUAUUGCGUUUAGGCGCUUCACGAUUUAUGUAGAUCGCAUAGACGUUCUCUGUCGUUCAUGCGUCAAAAGACAGGUAGUUUGAGGUGUGAUCGGUCACGACGUUUGGAGAUAUUGAUUUGUCGUGCUAAAACUGACAGCUGUAAGUUAAUCAGCUAGCUGUUCUCGUAAACUCAUGCUGUGUACUUAGAAAGGACAUCGGGCACGAAACCCUCUAGCAAAUGUGACCUUCUGUGCUGCCAACACUAGGUAGGCAGCAGGCGAGAACCUGCAUUGCCACCGCGAGUUAGAUCACAUCCAUAGCAGCUCUUGACAUUUGUUCAGGAAAUAAGAUUGUCAGCAGGUGACCUGUCUGUACAUGAAAACUGGCUUACAUUAUCUUAAACUGGUUUUAAUUUUUACAUCAAACUGGUGAUCUUCCCAAUAACUGUUAAAUAAAGACAUUUGGUGCAUUAGUUUGUAGUCUGCAUUAAAGUUUUCACGUGUCUGUUUUGCAAGCCUAUAAAUUGCUUGCGGAGAUUAGUUUUGGUGAUGGUUAGUAUUCAGACUGGUGAAGUCAGUCUUGCAACAUUUAAACAGGACUGAAUCCCAGAGAAAACGGCGAAACUCAUUUUUAUAGAGUCUUCACUUUACUGUUUUUUCCCCAAUACAGUUUUGUUGUAGUAUAAUGCUAUCCCGAGCUUUAAGGAAAUCCAUUUCCUAUGGAAAUCCUUUAGUGGAGGUUUUCAGUGGGAGUUAUUGUAGUCGUGUGGGUUUUCAUCAGACCGCUUUGUGUAAAGUUGCUUCGCAAGCUGAAUGCGGCUUUAAACCAACAAAAGUCGCGGUUGUGACGAAAACCACGCGCUUUGAGUUUGAACAACAGAGAUAUCGAUAUGCGGGGCUGUCGGAGGAGGAUCUCGAGCAGUUGCUUGCCUUGAAAGGAUCCAGUUACAGUGGGCUUCUGGAGAGACAUAAUAUACACACCUUCAAUGUUGGACAUAUUGUGGAUAGUUUACAGAGAGAAGGCAUCGAGGUGCGCAUUGUUAAAAGAGGAGAGUAUAAUGAGGACACAGUCAGCUGGGCAGAUGCCAUCAUCUCUGCUGGAGGUGACGGUACAAUGCUACUAGUUGCCAGCAAAGUGUAUGAUAAGAGCAAGCCCGUUUUGGGGGUCAAUACAGACCCAGAGAGGUCAGAGGGUCACUUGUGUUUACCAGUGCACUACACAAAUGCCUUUUCUGAGGCCUUACAGAAACUCGGGAAGGGGCAGUUCAGGUGGCAGUGGCGUCAGCGUAUCCGGGUGUACUUGGAAGGAACCGGGAUAAACCCCACUCCAGUGGACCUACACGAUCUACAGUUGAGCCUCGAGCAGCACAGCAAGGCGCACCGCAUCACCACAGAAAACCAGCGCGGUUUCAAACACGACAGUCCCGAGGGUCCUCACCUGCUCCCUGUCCGAGGCCUGAACGAGAUUUUCAUUGGGGAGUCACUUUCAUCCAGGGUGAAGUAUAAAUCCUUCAAACCCCAUCUUACCCUCUCGCUUCAUAGGGCUUCAUACUAUGAAAUCUCUAUCGAUGACGGGCCGUGGGAGAAGCAGAAGAGCUCAGGACUUAGCAUUUGCACUGGAACCGGAUCUAAAGCAUGGUCCUACAAUAUUAAUAAACUUGUGGAGCAGGCCGUGGAAGAUGUUCUAAGAAUAGGUAAAUCAAAAACGGGUGUGAAUCUUCCUCUAAAUCGAGAGUUUAUUGAGAGUGUUACUGCAGCAUACAAUGAGUCUCUGAUCUUCAGCCCAGAAGAAGACAAACUUUUCUUCAGUAUUAGAGAGCCCAUAGUCAACAGAGUGUUUUCCAGUAGCCAGCAAAGAGGAUUUGCAAACAAGGUUUCUGUCCGCUCGAGGUGUUGGGACGCCUGCAUGGUGGUUGAUGGUGGAACGUCAUUUGAAUUUAAUGAUGGUGCCGUUGCUACGAUCUGCUUAAAUGAGGAGGACCUUUUGCGAACUGUCAUUCUGGAUUAAAUCCCCCGGUGCAUCUUACUAUCGCUCGAUGAGCAUGUGUAUUUAUUGAGAACUGAGCACAACUUUGAGAUGGACAGAAAUGUAGAACUGACAAUGGGUUUGUUUUUGACUCUUAACAGUUUUUUAAUGGAUAAUGGGGUUUGCAGGUGAGAUGUAUUUUUCUUGUUCCAGACAUUCUGGCGUGGAUCUACAGUGUCCGUCAAGAUUUUCCACUUACUUGAAUUUCCUUCUUGGUGGCAAAUUUUUAAAUAUUUUUUCUAGAUCUACAAACACUAGAGCCACGAGUCAUCUGCCAUGUGAAACUGUCUAGUCCUAGUUUUCUCCAGACAAUGAUAUUCAGGCAUAUUAAAGUGUAGAGCAACUUUAAAGCACAUUGGUUUAUUUUGCAUUUAUGCUUAAGCACUUGUCCUGGAGGGAGGCUAUUUAUUAUGAAGCACUGUUGUGCCAAAUAUGUACGAGUACAUAUAAAGUCACAUUUUCAGAUAAAGUCAAUGCUUUCUAAAACAGCAGCUUAAAUAAUACUUGAUAUUUUUAUGUUUAAAGGGACACUCCACUUUUUUGAAAAUAUGCAAAUUUUCCAGCUCCCCUAGAGUUAAACAUUUGAUUCUUACCAUUUUGGAAUCUAUUCAGCUGAUCUCUGGGUCUGGCGCUAGCACCUUUAGCAUAGCUUAGCACAAUCCAUUGAAUCUGAUUAGACCAUUAGCAUCGCGCUAAAAAAUAACCAGAGUUUCGAUAUUUUUCCUAUUGCAGCAGGCGUAGUGAUAUUACGCACUGCCCGAAAAUAGUCCCCUUGGAUACUUUCAAAAGUAGGGGACUAUUUUUGGGUACUGCGUAAUAUCACUACGCCUGCUGCAGCCAUGUUACAGCAGCAAAGUGCUAAUUAUUACACCACAAAGAGUAUAGUUCCUAGCCAUAUCGGCCUAGAAAAUCGCAACUUUAAAUUUUCUGUCGGUCUUAGUACACAAUGUAACUUACAGAGGAGUUAAGUUUUAAAUAGGAAAAAUAUCAAAACUCUGGUUAUUUUUACACGAUGCUAAUGGUCUAAUCAGAUUCAAUAGAUUAUGCUAAGCUAUGCUAAAAGUGCUAGCGCCAAACCCGUAGAUCAGAUGAAUGGAUUCCAAAAUGGUAAGAAUCAAAUGUUUAUCUCAGGGACCUUAUUAGCAUAUUUUCCCAAAAAAGUGAAAUGUCCUCGACAGGUCAAAAAGCAUUGUAACGUUGGAGAAGAUGGCUAAAACAUUUUGUAGGUUAAGCAUUAAAAAUGUUGUGUCUGCAUUAGGUAGUUUGCUGGAACAUUUAAAUUGAGUUUGGGGUGUAACUGUUCUGUUCUUAACAGUGAAUUACAAAAAAAUGACACAAGAAUGGAUUUAAAUAAAAAUGCAAUACAUUUAUUUACAGUUCAAACCAUGUAAUUCAUAAAAAUUUUCUUGACAACCAAGAUUUACAACAUUCAGGUUUUCCUAUGUAAUUAGUCAGGAAUAUGGAAUAAAGUUUCACAUUAUUUUCUCUGCUGUGAGAUUUUUUUUAAACCUGGUGUAAUGCAGUUGUGUUGCCACGUAUGAAUUCUGAGACAGUAUAAAAUUCAACCAUAAAAUCCAUUUUCUCAAUAAGCAGAACAAAAUGGCACAAAUACUUGAUCCUGACAAGAGGACUUCUUUUAACGCAACACACAUCAUGUAAAAAAUUAC